Molecule: messenger RNA, 11630 nt
Organism: Pteropus alecto (black flying fox)
Lineage: Eukaryota; Metazoa; Chordata; Mammalia; Chiroptera; Pteropodidae
Product: KIAA1614 ortholog
Exons: 10
Coding region: 5087-8785 (1232 amino acids)
Biological process (GO): establishment or maintenance of cell polarity; regulation of cellular localization; centrosome cycle
Cellular component (GO): apical plasma membrane; nucleus; cell cortex
Molecular function (GO): protein kinase C binding
Source: RefSeq, a predicted model, not a curated record
UGUUCUCCUUGGGACUUAGUCGUUUCAGGCAGGUGUGGCAUAGGAGAGCACAGCAUACAUGUGUUCACAUGUGUGUGUACAGGUGUGUGUUGGAGUAUACAGAGAGACAUAACAGGAAAUAAAGUGGCUGCUCUCCGGAGGUGCCCAGAUGUCCUGUUGCCCAGCUAUAUGUUUCUCUGGUGUCCUCUCCCAGCCUGUUUUGCAUGCUUCUCUCUCAUUAUCUUCUCCUCUCCCCUUCCCCAUCCAUUUCUUCUUCUGAUAGCUAUUUUAUCUCCAAAUUUCCAGGCUCACUCAGAAUUGAAGUAUAAGGCCCACUUCACCAUCUGUGAUCAAUGACCAUUUUGGGAAGAGGGAAGAAGAGCGAGGGCAAGGAGUCUGGGGCAUCAAUUGAAACUGGAAGUCAGGGAGCUUGGGUGCUGGUCCUGGCCCUGCUGGUGUCUGACUUUCUCCCAGGCCCUGGGGCAGGGCUGGUCAUAUUGAGUGAAUGAACCAAAGUUUUUAGAAAUGACCUUGAUCCUCUUAGCAAGUAGUAGUCCCUCUUCUCCUCUUAGGCAUCUUUACCUGAUAGGGAUUUUUUUUUAAAACUUAACCAUCUGGCAUUUAAUCAAUACCUUUUACAUGGCCGGCACAUGUUAGGGGCCAGGAACAAAGAUACAAAUGACGAAGCGCUCUGUAAAGUUGCUUUACUUUACAGAGCACUCAAGGGCUAGUCUGACCUGUCAACACAUGUUGACAGCCCAGUGCAAUAAGUGUCUGGCAGAAACAGGCCCAAGGUGCUCUAACUCAGGUCAGGAGGACUGGGGAGCAUGUUGGGGAAGGCUUCCCUGAGGAGGCGACAUUUGAGCCGAGUGUGGAAGGUCUCGUAAAAGACAACAAAAUUGGUAUGUGUGUGUAGAGUGAAGCAGGGUGUUUCAGGCUAAAGGGAAGCCUGGGCAAAGGCAAGGAGAUAUGAAUCAGUGUGGCUAGUCGAGGGAACUAGAAGAAAUUCAAUAUAUGGCGAUCAUAUAGGAUAGGUUUUUGGGGUGGUGAGAGCUGAGACAGGAGGGACCAUGGGCCAUGCAAAGGUGUAUAAGUUUUAACCCCAGGACUUGUGCUUCUCAGAACUGACUGAGCCUCAAAAUCACUAGGGAGGUUUAUUAGAAAGCAGAUUCCUGGGCCUUACUCCAACCUAAGGAAUCAGAAUCUCCACAGGUGAGACCUCAGAAUCAACCUUUCAUUGGUGUCCCAGGAGAGUUGACACAGGCACAGGUCAGACUAGCCCUUGAGAAGUCGUGGGAGGGCUCUAAUCAGGAGAGAGGCAGGUUGCAUGGGAGGCAAUCCUAAUGCUCUCUGGAGCCUCUGCUGCAAAGAGACGAUGAGGCCUGAGUGAAGGCCCCUGGGACAGAGAGCAGCAUCCCCACUGGGUGCUCCUCAGAUGAUGUGUCCCAUGACCAAGAUAGGAACAACUAGAAAAUUCGACUUUACAGUUGGAGAAACUCCUUCAGGCAGUACAGUAGAAGGAUGGCAGAGGUGUCCCUCCCACCCCAUUCCCCAUCCUCCCAACCUGGCUAUAACAUGUGACCUUGAAGGACUGUUUCUCACCUGUUCCUUCAUCCUAAGUGAAAUCUGAUUUCCACAUCCCACAUGGCUCCUUAUUCAAGCUGAGUGUGCAGAGCACAUUGGGGGAAGGCGAGGAGGAGGAGUGAAGUUUAUGUUUCUAUCCAGGCUAAGUGAAAGGUGGCUUCUUGGGGUGGUAGGUUUCCCUAGUUGUUCAGAGGGAAGAGGAAGGCUAUGUGAUUGCUCCUUACCAUAUAUUUUUUGUGUAUUCCUCCUAGAUUUCUCUCCAAAACGUGGUAAUGAAAUGAAAAAGUCUGAUAUGUAAGGACAUAAGGUAGUUCCUCAGCCCAGAAACAUUCCAUGCUCGAGGGCUCAGGCCUGGUGUAGACAACCUUCUAGGGACUCCUCCUUCACAGGAUAGAGGCCAGGUUCCGCAUUCAGACCCUGUAGGCCCUCAACCAGGCCACAGCACUCUGCUCUGCAGCUGCAGCCCUCCCCUUGCCUUUCCCAGUUUAACUUUUACACUUGGCAACACAGAAACCAGGCAGUUUCACACCUCAUUGCCUGUGUUUAUGCUAAUCUUGCUGUCUGAAAUGCCUUCUCCCACUCCUCCCCCUUUGUCUGGCUAAUUCCUGCUCAUUCUUCAAGAUCUGCUCUCCGGGGUAAUACCCCCUCUCACCUGACACACGCCUCAAUCCAGCUGUUCCUGUGAGCUAACCACCACUACCACCACCCUAUGCUACCCUCAGUGGAAACACUUACAUAGAAAGUUUAUGUGCCUGCCAUUCCUCUGCCCUAACUUGACCAGAAAUUCCUCAAGGACAGGCUCUGCAGUGUUACGUUUCUUCUCCUCAGUGCCUGGCACAUAGUAGGAGCUCAAAAGAUAUUUGCUGAACCAAACAAUCCAGAUGAGCAAGAAGUGCCCUCAGACAUGUGAAUGUCAUGGUAACUUAAUAACGUUAUGAGAAUUUGGUUAUUUUAGGUCAGGUGGUAUUUUAAAGCCUCUAUGUAGAUAUGACACCUCAUUCCCCUAUAUUAAAUAUAAAACAACAAAUUUAAUGAGUAAACUGAAGUUGACUAUUUGCAUCUCAAAAAGCUGGGGGGCAGGUUUCCUUUAAACAUUAAACUUUUGCUGGAACUCUAAGAAACUUGCCUUACAGAUCAUUAACUUCUGGGGGAGGGGCGGGAGCAGGAGUAAUGGAGAGAUUACCUCUAAGAGUCUGAGUCCUGAAGAUGCCUCUGAAAGGAGGAAGUAAGGCAGAAGAUCUGGGAACCAGACAGGACCAGGUUCAGUUUCUGGCUCUACUAGCUCUGUGGUCCCAGUCAAGUCCCUUAAUCUCUCUGUACCUUGAUUUCCUUAUCCCUAAAGUGGGAAGACACUAUACCCACUUUGCCAAGUUCUUGUAAAAAUCUAAAAGAUCCUAGGUGGAAUAUACUUAGCUCUUAGGAGGUCCCUGAUAAUAGUAAUAGUACUGUUGUUGUUAGGUUUGACAUUGCACAUGGAAGACAGGACUGAUUUUACCUUAUGGCAGGAAUAGAGAAGGCAGAAAGGAACCAGAAAGGAAGGGCCAUACCAUCAUGGCUGGACUGCAUAUUUUGACUAUCACAGCACUUAACAACGUUUUUUAUUUUUUUUAACUAAAGCUUUUCAUGUUGAACAUGCAGAAUACUGGCAAUACACAUGCAGUGCAGUUGAUGUGAAAGUCUUGGACUCUAGAAGGCCUGUCACUUACUAGCUCUGUGACCUGGGGCAGAUCACCACAGUUUCCUCAUCUGUAGAAAAGAGACAAUAAAUAGUACUCAUAUCCUAAGGCUGCCAUAUGAGAUAAGGAAUGCAAUGUGCAUAGCAUAGUGUGGGUAUAUAGUACAUCCUCAUAAAUGGUGUGUUACUCUAUUGUGAAGUGAUCAGUACUAAUAAACAGUGGUAAGUGCCCUGUUGAAGAAAUUACUUGCUCUGGCAAUAUGUGGGAUGGGGGGGCGGGCGCGGAGGGGGAUUAACUGGAAGAACACUGGCCCUAGACUCUGGAGACCACUUGUCAUGAAAGCUUUGGGACCUUGGACCUGUACUUAAACAGACAGUUGUCCCUAAAUAAUCUCUCAGUUUCCUACAUUAGCCCAAGGCCAACCUACCACAGCUCCAUAAUAGCUGCUCGAAGGCCUGGGUGCUUUGGCCCUGCCCAGAUGCCCACCUCCUGCGGGGGAACUCCUACUCACUCAGGAGGCUGGCCUCCUCUGGAAACAUCUUUGGCCUCCACUCUGCACCUGCACUUCCCUCAUUGUGUGGUCCUUACUGUUGCUGUGCUGUGAUCUAGAUGGGGACCAUAGUACUGUGCAAGUGCAACUAGGAGAGCAGAGCUCGCUGGCUGCAGGAAAGAUGAAGGAGCACUUUUCCUUUGUAGAGAUUUUCAGAGUCUCCUGGGUCCUAACUCUUAUUAUUUCCCAUCCUUUGUGGGAAAAUAGGUUUGGAAAUAGAUGAGGCUCUGGCACCCCCCUCAGGGUGGAAAGAAAAAGAAAGCUCCACUGGUUUGGGCCACAGCUGCGGGGGAAGCCCUUUCCGGCUACUUCUUCCCAGGUCUGGAAAAAGCGACAAGGUAUCUUCAGGAGUCCUCAGUACCGUGAGACCCGGUCCCUACCCCAGGCGGCGGGCAAUGCAGGCACCAGGCUGUCCUCUUAACAGCACAGGAUGAGGGAACCCACCUCCAUCCACUCUGGCUACCUUCGCGUCUCUGGAAAACAAAUCAAUGACCUUGACCUUGGAGGAAGCGGCGCCCUAGACUGAUGGGGACGUUCCCUCAGAGAGGGCGGACGGCUCCACUGGAAAAGCUGUGUAAACAAAGGGCAUUCCUUAGCUUCCACCCGGAUGGCGGAGCCUCCGCCCCGCAACCCCCCCUCGCUCCCUCAGGCCCCGGGUAUAGAGUUACAUGCUUUCCCGCGAAGCUCGGGAAGAAAGGGCUGUUUUCUUAGCUUUUGCUCUGGUUGAGCCACAUCCCACAUCUGCACUCCUCGCAGCCCCUUACGUCCACUGCCCACUGCGAGGGGGUCAGUCCCGCUGAGUGCCCCGCAUCUCAAAGCAGGGCCCGGGCAUCGCUCCCGAACUCGGCCCGGGCCUCGCCUGUCCUCCCGCCCCUCUGACGUGUGUGAGGCGCUUGCUCCCUGGCCGCCGCCGCCGGAGAAGCAGCUCCCGGGGUUCGGGUGUCCGGCCGGCGGAGCGUACGGCGGCUGCAGCGGGUGCCGAGGGCCAGGGGGCCGGGCGGGGCAGGCCCCGCUGCUCCAGCUCCUUCCACUCCCCUCCUUUCUGCGCUCCGCUCCCGCUCUCCCAGUCGCGGCCCUGGAAGGCGCCAGACUUGGCCUCUUUCCCCUUAGUGGCACAGCCAUCAACUUAGUAGCUGAUGCCACUGCCUUCCCCGCCCGGCCCACUUCCUUUCGGGCUCAGAAGGAGGCCUCGGCCAGCCCCUGCCCAGGCCUGGGGCUGCCCACUGAGCUGAGAGCAGAUCCCGGCCCCAGGGCCUGGGAAGGAGAGGGGGCUAGAGGAGGGCUCGCCUGUCCGGGGAUGGAGGGGAUGGAGGAGGUGGCAGCCAAACCUGCCGGCGGCGGCCCUCAAGGGCCCAAAAUAGGGAGCAGAACAGCCAGCUCCAUGGAGGUGACCUCAGCUGUGGAGAUAUGUGACACUGAGCCACAGUCCAAUAAUGGACACUUCCUAAGACCCUGGCCCUACCCUCAGGAAGACAGAACACCCAGCCUGAUUGCCCCCUACCCUCCAAGGGUAUGGGAGAUACAGCUCCAAGGCCCUUCUGUGCUGGAGUCCAAGGUCAGGGCCUUGAAGGAAAAGAUGACAGCAGGCAAACAGGGGGCGAGCCCCUGCCUCACUGCCCAUGAGCGGCCAUCCCCCAAGAAACCCAAAUGCCGACGAGUCAAGGCAGGUGGAGCGAGGACUCUCUCUGAGGGAUCUCCUUUGCCAGAUGCUGUGGAGGUCCUCCAUGCUCAGAACCUGACCGAUCAGCAGCUGGACAGCAGUGUCAAUGAGGAGGAACCCUCCAGGAAUGGGAGUACCAGAUUCCCCAGGCCACCUGCCCUUGGGCUCGAGUGCUGGAAUGGGAGGAGCCCAUGGCCUCCAGAAGCAGCAUGGACACUGGCUGACCGGGAGCAGGGUCUGCUGCCAGGGCCUGGCUCUUUGCAAGAGCACUCCAUCCAUGGAGUCACUCCAGGCUGGCCUAUGGGCCCCGGACCUGGUAACAAAAUCACCCACUUGCUCAACCUGAGGAAAGGAAGGUCAUACCCAUUCGGGGAUGGUCUAGUUACAGGGGGAGACCUGGACAGCUUGUCUCUGACCUCUGAGGAGGAUUUUGUCCCCAGGCCAGCCCUGCUAGGGGGUCUCUGGAGAGCUGGAGACCUGGGGGAUCUGGACAUGGGGGGCAGCACCUUGCCUCUGUCUGACCGGGUGGAGAGGAACCGCCUUCUGCUUCAGGAGAUGCUAACUGUUGGGGGGCAGGGUAUCCCCAAGGUGGGAACCCCAGCCCGGACUCCAUCCUGGGACAGAACUGUACCAGAGCAACCAGCGGGGGAUGCGGACUGGGACUCGGGCAUCUCCCUGCAGGACUCGGACCAGAACAGGACCUUUGGACUCAAGCCGGAGUCUGUGCUGAGGAGCCCCAGGCAUGAGGAAGCCAAGCACCUGCUGCAGCGUGCCCGCAUGAAGGCCCGGACCCGGCCUCUUCGUGCCAGCCAUGAUAUCGUGCCCACCAUUGCCCAGGGCAGCCGAGAUGGCAGGAGAAGCCCAGCCCAAGACCGGAGGAUGCCCAUGGCCUACAGAGACAACCUCCGGAACGGGAGCACGAGUGACUCCUCCAGUGGGGAGUCCAGCAGUGGGCAGUGGCCAAAGCAGGGCCCCUCCCCGUCUCACGUCCGCUUUGAGGAUGAGUCUGCCCGAGAGGCUGAGACCCGCUACCUGCAGCGGCUGCAGCAGCGCCAGCGCCAGGUGCUGAGCUCUGCAUUGCAGACGGCGGACCAAGGCGCCCUGCGCUCCAAGCCUGAGAUUGCCGACUACAUCGCCGGGGCUCUCCGGCCCAAGGAUGGCGAUGAAGGGGCUCUGCACAGGCUAGGGGGCCACCUGGACCAGUGGACCCUCCUGGCACUGCCGCCCACAGUAGGCGGUGAGAGGACGUGCAGAGCCUGUGGCAGCCGCAUUGAGGACCAACACCUUGUCCGGGGGACAGCAACCCCUGACCCCAGAGUCCUCCAGGAGCACAAGUCUGCCUCUGGGCUGGAGCGGGUAUUGGCUGAGCCCUUUAGCUCUCGGGCCCUGAGUGCCCCCCUCAGGCUCUUCCCCGCUGAACAGGGGCUCCACUCCGAAUGGAUCCGGGAGACACACAUUGGAGACUCUGUGCACCCAGAGGAGGUGGACUCCGCCCUGGACAGCACAGACACCUCGGACAGCUGCAGGACUGACAGCGAGGAGGCUGGGACCUCUCAGCACAACAAGGCCCGCAGCCUGGCCCGAGGAAGCAGCCCCCGUCUGCGAGGCUGCAGGCCUCGAGGAGGCCACAGAGGGUUCCGGAAGGCUGACAUGGAGCUGCCCAGGAGCCCUCAGGCCCUGCACUACCUGCCUGGAGAUGAUCUUGCAGAAGUUUCAGAUGAGGCAAAAAGAGGCAGAGGAUGCAUGCCUGAGGGGACUCCGUUCUCCACAGAUGCUUUCUCUAAGCCUCCUGUGCAAGACUCUAAGAGGGUCUCCCUGGGGACCCAGGGGCAGCCAAGACCAGGACUGGGAAAUCACUGGUCUCACCCAGCGGAUUCCUGGGCUAUGUGCAGGACAGCCUGUGCCACGGCUUCGUUCAUGAAGCUGGCGUCCUCUGGGCCAAGCAGACGAGCCCAGGUUAGAGAGAGCCAUGAGCCUCUGGAAACUGUCUCUCUGCAUCACAGCCAGGCUGAGCCCUCUGCCCCCCACCAGGCCCAGCAGCCAACCACUUCCCUCUCCCCCGAAGGCUGGGUGCCAGCUCCUCCCUCUUCCAGGAAAACUACCUCACCUGGGUCUCACAGGAAGGCAGUCCUGGCUGGGCCGCACAGGCUGGGUGACCAGGGUGAGCCUGGAGACACCCCCCUGCCUCAUUCAAGAAGUGCAGAUCCCAGGACCUGUGAGCUCACCCCAUUACAAAACCAGCCCUGCAGCCCUCAAGCCAGGGACCCACUGCUGGCCCCGCCCACCAACGACUACAACAACAGCAGACCUGGGGGGCUGCAGGAGCCCUGGGGAGAUGCCAUCGACGAGGGCAGGGUGGAGAAAAGCACCCGCUGCCAGGAACCCACAGUGCCCCUGGAGAACUGCAGAGAUGGAGGACUCCCAGACUUUCUCAGCUCUGCAGGUGUUGGUACCAUCAGCUCCAUGGGUGUCACCCUCUCCUUGGCCUCAGAGGAGCCAGAGUCUAGCCAGGAACCAGAGGGAGGCCGGCAGAGGACAGAGUCAAGUUCCAAAGGGCCUGUGUCAUCCCGAGCACUACUGGGGGCCAGUGCAAGACCCAGCUCACCCUCAGCUGCCCCUUCUGACAGGAGCAAGAAAAGCAACAGCAGCAUCGCCUCCACACUGGGGCUGAAAAAGUUCUUCCUGGCCCUGGGCCAGGGCACGCGGCCCAAGUUUGGCAAGUCCCGCAGCUACAGUGUGGAGCAGCUGCAGCCCCCUGUACCUGGCCCAGCCUCACACGCCAGCACCUUCGAAGUGAAGAGAGCCCCAUCAUUACAAUCCCUGCAUCUGGUGUCACCCUCUCACCAACAUCGGAAAGCUGCCUCCCUUCAGAACCUUCAUUCUCUGCUGAGCAGCAAGGUGGACCGGUCCAGCCUCUACCUGGUAGGGGAGCCAGGGGAUCACAGUGCAGCUGGCAGGUUAGCCAGGGCCCCGCCCCGGCGCGCCCUCAGCGUGGAAGAUGUGGGUGCCCCCAGCCUGGCUCGCACAGUGGGCCGCGUGGUGCAGGUGUUCCCAGAUGGCACCAGCCAGCUGCAGCUACAGCGCUCCCCGGAGGGCACCUUUGGCUUCUGCGUGGCCUCUGGGGACGGGCGCCGGGACUCAGGGUUCUACGUGCAGGAGAUGGCUGACGCGAGCACAGCCAAGCUAUACUCAGGGCUGCUGGGGGUGGGGGAUGAGAUCCUCGAGGUGAACGGAGCCAAGGUUGCUGGGCUGGGCUUGGCUCAUGUUAAGGAGCUCCUGGCCCACGAAGAGAGCUUAUCACUCCGUGUGCUGAGGCAGAGGCCUGUCCCACGGUGACUCAGAGGUGCUUUGGCUUUCACUGUCACCCCCUGGAAAGCCAUGAACCACCCCAGGAGGGAUGAUUGAGAAUGCACUGCACAAAGCUGCUUGUAAGAGCUAGGUGGCAAGUAAUACUCUGGGCUGUGACCCAGCUGUGGCCUAGGGAGAAGAAAGGAGUCUGUGUGUUUUGUUUAAGGAUAUUAAUUUAUGCAGAACUAGGGGAAAAAAUAUGGGUGUCCCUGCCCGAGAUGGUGUCAACAGCUUCCUGCACCUUUGUUGGCAGGGAGAGGAGAGAGAUUCAGCGGGUCUCUCUGAUGGUCCCUGAGCCUCAGUCGCCUCACCCCCACAUCCCAUUCCACUCCUUGUCAAGGCCUCCUGCAACUUUCUGUACUCCAUCCAGAACCAAAGAAAGUGCUGGGCCACACUGGCUUGGAGUCUGCCUUUUUCAGUCUCAUUUCUCCCAGCUCCUAUUUGACACUUUUGCUCUCUUUUCAGAAAUGAGUGAAGUGUCUUAUAAUAACAGCCUUACAGCCAUUGACCACAUAUUCCAAACCAAAAAUUGGAACAUGUGAUCUGGUAUGAGAACAUCUAGGAGAUAUUAUUUGGUAGCCAGAAUAUUAAGAAUUUAUGGGAUAUAGAAGGUUGAGGGAAAAAAUGAAACCAAUUUCAGGAAAGUGUAGGUGUGGCCAGUGAGAUUAGCCAGGCCAGGCUUGUCCCCAUUGCUCUGCCCUCUGCCUCUACCCAGAACAAGGCUGGAGCUACCAGAGCCUGGCCAUGAAGGCAUGUCUUCCCUUUUCUGUUGAGCUGGGACACUGGGCUACAGCUGAUGUCAGGCUGUCUCCAGCUACAAGCUCUCUAUUCAGACUCCCCGAUGGCACCUGUGGGUGGGCUGGCCAGCAGGGAGAUGGCAGGGUACAGGCUGAGGGGAUGGGCUGUCCCACCUGGCUGCUUUCCCUCUCUAGGCCUGAACACUGCCCAAAAGGUUAGGACUCUCUGGAAGUGGAUGGCUGUGUGUCAGUCUUAAAUUAUUAAAAAGCAAAGAUGAAGCUGAAUCUUCUCCAAUCCUGAGUUAUUAUAUUCUGGGCUGGAUGCUCACUUGACCUUCACUAGCUGUGGGUCCUAGGGUGGGGUAGGAGGAGGGAGGACAAAGGCACAGCAGUGGGCUGUGUUGGACAUGCCAGAGGGGAAGGCUGAGGAGGCACCCAGGACAGCCAGGGUCAAUGUAGUAGCCUCCAGAGUUAGUAAUCGGGCUGGGAGAGGAGCCCUGGGCAAGGUGCAUUUAUGAGCAGGAGACUGAAGCUAAGGGGCCUUGAGUAGGUGCAACUGGCAGGUGAAGUGGGCAGCUCAAGUCUGUUUUAGAGCUUGGCUGGGUGCAGGCUGUGGUUAAAAAAACAAACACAGCCUUCAGAAUCAGGUUAAAAUGAGUGUUGCUGCAGCUUUCAGGGUCAAAGUUACUGAAGGAGACAUGUGGCCCGAGGGAAGGGCAAUGGAGAGGGGACGGCUAUCCUGUGGAGUGUGUGUUCUCUCAUUUUAGGGUCUUGUCUGCAGGAGCCAAUUAAAACCCCUCUUUACUGCCAGUGGAGGCUAGUAGAUGAGGCGCACGGCAGGGGCAGGAUGGGAAGGCUGAGCCAACCUGGGAUGGGGGAUAAAGAAGAAUGGGAGGCUCUAGGAGGUGAGCAGUGGGCCAAGGAAAUAAGUACUCAGGCCUUCAGGGUGUGAAGAGGGUUCUGGGAUAUCUCACAGACCAACCUAGGGUUCCUGAAGCACAGAAAGAGCCCCACAGCAGCAAACUACAGGCAUAGGGAACCACUGGUGACUACUACUCCUAAUUCCUGACCUUGAGGUGUUGACCCAAUAAGAAGUAUACCUUGAAAAAAGAUUUUGUGGUUCACAAGGCCCAAAUUCACAAUCAGAGGCUAGCAGCUAUUGUUUAUAGGCCUCUCCUGCACUCUACAUAUCAGGGAAAAGCUGAAGGCUAAGGUGCCGAGACUCCUGCAGUAUGUUCCUUCAGGGAGGGAAGGCACUCUGGACUGUGUGUGAAGUAAACCUUAUAAACAGAUUCCUGGAAUCCUGUAUCAACCAAUGGGCAGAGACCUGCCCCAUUCAAUGGGAAUGGCACAGCUGUAGUCUAAUUUGCAUACUUACUGACUAAUCAGAACAGUUCCAUAAUGACCAAUCAGAACGUGCAAUUCUGACCAAUCGGGACAGUGCUAUUUGGACCAAUCAGACUGUGCAAACUUGGAUUCCUCAUUUACAUAGAAAUAGACCAAUCAGAGACUAGGGUGGGGACCUUUUUCUAUAAAAGGUGGACUCCUGAUAUUUUUUUCCUCAGCUGGGCCCACUUUGUGUGUCAGUGGGAGGCUGUUUCGGUGGUUUGCAACUGUUCAUUUGUAUUAAGUUUGUCUGUGUAGUCUUGCUAACGUUAGGUUGGUGGCAGCAAAUUUGUUGACAGGGGUCUUGAAACUUUAGGGAAAUUUAUGUUAAAAGAGCUUCUAGGGGUAAAAGGCACCUCUGUUUUCUCAGUAUAGUGAGGACUAGGUACCCUUGCAGCCUCAGCUGGGAAGGAAUGGAAAUGGAGUUGCUCAGACUAGGACGGAACGGGAAGGUCUCUAAGCAUCUGCAUUUAUUACCUUCCAGGUACAAGGUCAGGCUCUUGAAGUGUUUUUAUUUAGUCCUUAAAGUAGUCCUACCAGGCAUAUCAUGUUUAUUAGCUUCAUUUGUACCAGUAGAGAACCAAGUUCAGCAACAAUAAUGGCAUUCUGACCUGCUCCUGUCACUCAGGACCUACUCAGGACCUACUCUUUCUACUAGGGCCUCCACACAAUGCAGGGUGUCGGGGGGAAGCCUGGCUAGAAGGGCAUGA